ACCGCCGAAGGGACAACAACAAACAAAGAGAAAAAAACAAAACUUCCAGCAAUUUGUCAACUAUUUUCUCUAUUUUUUUUAAAGUGUGAAACUAUCAUAACGAGCGCCGAGUUUUAAGUUAAGUGAAAGGAUUUUUUAGUGUCCUUCGUGCGGUAAAAAUAAUAAUUCAUAUACCCAGGAAAAUAAAGUUCAAGACGUCUGCGGAACUCUUAUUAAAUGUAUUUGAUACUCAAAAAGCUGUCGGAAGAUAAAGAAGAAGCAGAAGAGCAGCCAAUUUAAAGACGACUCUUCUCGCUUUAUUUUCGCUUUUGCAGUUGCAGUUAUUUGGCCAAAUCAACUUGAAACAAAACGCCCAAAUCAUAAGCAACAGAAAGCUAGAACCACCGAACAAUCAACAUCUAAAGCGGCAAAAAAAAACUCACCAACUUCGAAGCAACAAAACAAACCACAAUCAGCAACCACUUUUAACAAACAAUUUUGUAAACAAUAUUUGAAAUCAAAACCACUUUCAAGAACUUUUAACAAUCAUUUAAUUAAAAACAAAUACGAAAGAUUCAACCAAAAUUUAUACAAAAAAUAAGAACUGAACCAAUUCUCAACACCAAUUCAACAACUAUUUCAACAAUAACUGUAAACGUGUCGCAACUUAAAGCUCCUCCCGCUAUCCUGCUCUCUCGCGUGUACUCGUCGCCAUCGUCCCUUUCCGUUGUGGUGUAAAAAUUUUGGGGUUUUUUCUCCAAAAUAUAUAUAUUUAUUGUUUUACGCGUUCGUCCUUGUCCCGUGCGUGAGUGCUCGUGUGCGUCUGUGUGUGCGAGAAGAGGAGUGCGGUAGUUUGUGUAUGCUAUGUCAGGGAUCGGGGGCAUUAGGGCGCUCCUCCAGGCGGCUCAAUUCCUCGAGCAGCAUGAGAAGCUCCCGCAGGCGGGAGGCGGCGGCGGUAGCGCCCUGGGCGUGGGCGUGGCACUGCCCCAACAGCAGCAGCAGUCGGUGCACUGCAAGAGCCACUCCAUUAUCAACAACAACAAUAGCAGCCAGCACAAUAGAAAUAGCAGCAGUAGCAGUAACGGGAUUAUUGCAACGCCACCGUUCACGAACGGAAAUGGCAACGGUACCGUCGGCGUCGGUAACGCGAGCGCCAACUCCAACGUUACCGUCAAUGCGAACGGGAACGGUCUGAGCAACGGUCACAGCAGUCCGCGCAGUCAAUUAGCCGCCGCAGCCGCUGCCCACGAUUACGAGUAUAGCGCCGCCGGAGUUGCCAAUGGACACAGCGAAGGUCGCCCUCACGUCUCGGAGGACGAUAAUCCCUCAAUCGACAACAACAAUACCCAUCCCCCACAACAACAACAACAACAACAACAGCACAGUGCUGCGGGGAGAACGACAACAACAAGUAUAGCGACAACACCAGCAAUAUUAACAAAGUUGAUGGGAAAUUCAGUCACACCCGCCUCAAGCACCACCUCCCUCCCCACAAGCACCCCCUCAGUUACCACUUCCCCGCCCGCCUCCACAGACUUUAUGCUGCUGGCAGCGGCAGCGACGAGUGCAACGAGUGCAACACCCGCAACAGCGACAUCUGCUGCUGCAUCAGCAGCAUCCAAUCCUGCCAAGCACAAACUGGGCCCCAUCGCCGAAAUACCGCCCAAAUUUGUAGUGGUAUCAGAUGCGAAAGGAGUCUAUCCCGCACCCACGCAUCCCAAUGGCUUCGCCGCCGAUUCCCUGGGCGUGGAUUACAACGAAGCGAUGAUCAAAAAGCUAAUGCAGAAUUUACAAAGGCAACGCCAGCAGCAAUCGCUGCAGCAAUUGCGUAGCUUGCGACCAGCGGAAAUUUCCCUUACACCGCCGCCAGCAGCCACAAGAAAAGUGGACACCAGCAACUCACGGACACGCUCUUACUCAAUGUCCAAUGUUUCAGCAGCCAGGGAUCAGCAGGACCAUCCGCAGCAUCAGCAACAUGCCAACCAUAUUCAGACCCAGCAGCAAUACGGCUAUAUGAGGAGUGCCAUUGGCGGCGUGGUCUAUGGCUUGCACAAGGACUCCGUCGACUCUGCGGCAUCCUCGGCAGUUGGAGCGGUGGGCAUGAGCAUUGCCUCCUCGGCGCCAGCGGCGGGAUCUCAGCUAUCGGCGCAUCAUCACACGGGACACGGAGGCCGCAGGCGCACCACCAGUUCCAAUAGUAAUGGAGCGGGCACCCGGGAGGUGCACAACAAGCUGGAAAAGGAGCGACGCGCCCAGCUAAAGGAGUGCUAUGACCUGCUCAAAAAGGUGCUGCCCAUGGGGGACGAGGACCGAAAGAAAACAUCCAACUUGACAAUACUUGACACGGCCCACAAAUAUGUCAAGGACUUGAUUCAGUAUGGUUGCGAGCAGGAGGCGACGGUAGAGAAACUGGCUAAGCAGAAGAUUGAGCUGCAAAAGCGGCUAAAGCAACUGAGCUUAAGGAGGGAAUCGCCGCCCACCGAUCAGCAAAGCAUUCCACAGGCCGACAAAGCAGUUUGUCUGGCAACAACAGCCACACCAGCACCACCAACGGCGGCCAGUGGUCACAAUGGAACCACAAUUCUAUUCGAUGCAGGCAACGCCUGUGCCACUGGGCAGCAGCUAACAACUGUGAUAAACAAAACUAAUGCCACACCGGGAGGAGCAACCGCAGCAGCCAGCAGCAAACUCAAUGGCAACCACACAGGAGGUGCAACAACCACACUGACUCCGGCCAUGGGCAUCAUGACAAUUAAAAGCGGCAAUGGCAGCAACGGCAACAUACUGGCAAUCUCACCAACGGCCAGCCAAAAUCACCAGUUGCACCAGCACCACAACGGCAGCCCAGCGGGCAGUCCAUCGGGAAUAGGAGCCACAACUGGGGCCACCAUCACACCUGGCUCGCCAACGCCAUCGACUCCAUCGCCGUCGCCCAGCUCCUCGUCCAGUGGCGUCUCGUCGUCGGCCUCGUUUAUAGGCGGCUCCUCAUCAUCGUCCUCGUCAUCCUCAUCGUCCUCCUCAUCAUCAUCUUCCAGUUCGUCGUCCAGUUCUUCGUCGCCCACGCAACAACAGCAGAUUAUCACGCCCACGGCCACAGCCCAUUUAGUGGGUGCCCGUAGUGUUGGCCUAAAAUUCCAUGGCGGUGCGGGCGGAGCUGCCAACGCUUUGAAUGGCGGUGCCACCAUUGUGGCCGCUGCUGUGCCAUCUGGCGGAGGUUCAGUGACUGGGUUCCAUCAGGCCGAUAAGGAUCGCAAGUACAAUUUCCUGUUGCUCAGUGCUGGGACAACGGCACAGUAACCCAACAACCAUAAGCAGACAACAAACAACUACAACAAUAACGAAAACAACAACAACAACAACUGAAUUGUGUGCAACAGCUCCCACCUUAUGAGAAAGUAACAACUAGAAGAAGGUUCUCUGAAAACUCUUUUUUUAAAGCCAGAUGAAAACAAGCGUAUUUUCCACACUUUCGCACACAUUGAAAAUAUGAAUACAAAAACGGCAGCAAACAACAAAAGCAAGUCAUUAAAGCUGCAAUUUUGUAAAAAAAAAAACAAAAAAAAAAAAUAAUAGAUAAAAACAAAAGCUAUCAAACAGUUCCGCCCAACACUUAGCAUCGAUUUUGAAAAUCAACAAAAUGAAGAGAAAAAUUAUUUUUUAAUGAAUAAUUUUAAAGCAACAACAAAAACGCGAGAGAAAACGCUAGCAACACCAACAAUAAACCAACAACAACAAGAGAAGACCAAUUAAGUGAAUAUAAAACAGCAACGACACCGGCACUCAACCACAACACCAACAACAACAGCUUAAAAUUCCUCGACAACCCACAACACACCGGCCCAUCAACUGCAUAUAUACUAUAUAACUAUAUAUCUAAUUAUACUACUUUAUAGUAAAAACCAAGAAAAGAAGAGAAAACACACCAAGAAUAGCACAGUUAAAUGUAAAACAGGAAAAAACAAAACCAAAUGCGCUGUUGAAACAGAAACCACCAAUGGGUAACGCUUUAUAAAUAUAUAUAUCUCUAAAUAUAUAUAUAUAUACAUACCUAAAAAUAAGAAGAAGAAGAUUAUAAAUUAGAAAUAUGUAAAAGCAGGAUUUCCAAAAUUCAUGUGGCAAAGAAAAAAAUGAUAAAACGAAAUCAGAUAGAAGUCUACUUUCUUGACCAAAACUGAAAACACAAACAGAAAUAAUUUCUCUUGGAUAUACUUUCUUCUUCUUUUAAAAGCGAAAAAUUAAACAACAAAAGUACAGAAACAAAGCAUAAAUCAAAUCAAUAGAAAUAGAUCAUCAUAUAGCUUGUAUGUCAAAUAUGUGAAUGUUUGCAAGCCACAUAUUAACCAAUAGCAUGUUAAAUUAAAACAAAAACGCUGGCGACGGAGUGUUGUAUCUGUGUAAUACCCAUUUGAAUUAGAUAUUAAUGUAGCAAUCAAAGAAAACAUCGUAGAACAAGUGUAAUAGUAAUAGUGCAAUAAGCUAACAUAAGCCACACCCACACUAACUUGUUCCCAUUUUACCCAUUUUAUUUUUUAUUUCUAGAAAAACUUUGUUCUUUGAUCUUGUUCUGAAAAGACACGCAUAUAAGACAUUAUCAUAUAAUAUGUUGUGAUUGCGUAAAACCACAGCGUUCUCUUGCAAUUUAAAUUUUUGCCUUAAUUGAAACGGAAUCAAAGUAACAACAGAACAGCUAAUUCCCCGAAAUUAACAUACCCACAACCAAGAAAAGCUUAAAAAUAUUUAUAUACAAGGAAUGAUAAAGAAAGAACGAAAAUAGUUUAGAAAUAGACAACACAAUUAUCACGAUAAGGAAAAGAAAUCUAGCAAAAAGCAGUAACACAAAACUGAAUGUUAUAUUUUGGAGCAUUUUUUUCAAUGUGUAUGUCUUAGCAUAUAUAUUACACAUAUAUAUUAUACCUAGGAAAGUAAAAGUGGAUUGAUAAAAGUAUUAGCAAAAGAUAUUUCGUGAACAAUAACGAAGGGCAGAUGGAGACGGAAAGAGUAGGCUGUCUCUUUCUACUCCCCUAUAUAUUUGCAAGUUUUUUACGUCGAGCAUGAAUAUAAAACUGUAUAUCAUCUAACUAUAUAUUUGUAUACGCGAACUAAAGUGCGCAGGUUAUGUAUCGUGAAAUUUUCCAUAUUUUUUGUAAAUACUUAAAAAAGAACAAGCCUUACGUUUUUCUGUCAUCACGGGGGACUUAUAGUUUUUUUUAAGAACGAUUUUUUCCACCAAAGGGACAGCAAAUAAAAAGUUAUUUUCACACAAGGAUGUUUUCUAUAAAGGAAGAGGAGCAAAUAAAUAAUCUUACAAAAUCGAAAUCUAUUGUCUAGAAAUAUAUAUAUGUGUGUGGAUCGUAUGUGUAAAUGUGUUUGAAUGUAAAAUGCUUUAGUCACAUAAGUUGAAAGAGAAAAUUGAAAUAACUAUAUAGAAUUACAUGCCUGUGUGUGUCACUCGAUUUCUGUUACUAAUCAUAAAAGAAAAUGUAAAAAUAUAAUAAUACAAACACAAAAAUUUGAAUUUUAAAACUAGCUUUUAUGUUAUCUAAUUUAUGUUUUUUUUCGUUGUAUUAACUAAAAACCACUGAAAAUGCGUUUUCUGAUUUUUUUUAAAUUAUCCUUUGUAAGUAGGCAAGUAACAAAUGCAUAAUAUUUUUUUGUGUAAUUUUUACUAAACAAAAAUCAAGCAUGGAAACAGCAAACAACAAAACGAUUUCAUUUUAGAUAUUUAAGCAUAACUUAACUAAUUAUUAAUGAUUAAACAAAUUUUUUCUUUAAGUUAAAAUCAAAUCGGGAGUAUUGCAAAUCAUAAUUAUCAUUAAUCCUUACACACAACAAAAAAACCACACAAAAAAUUAACAAAAAAACUAUAUUUAUAGAGACAGCAACAAAAACAAGAAAUGAUUAUAACAAAAACCGUAAAACAAUUUCAAGCAAAAAGAAAUCAAGAGAAAUUCUUUUUAGCUGUAAAUGUAACUUGUAAAAUUAAUUUUAAACGAAAUGCAUACAAAAAUAAACAAACAA
Messenger RNA from Drosophila sechellia, 5997 nucleotides. It is a transcript of the gene Mnt, whose product is annotated as transcription factor mnt. The transcript is spliced from 9 exons. Gene Ontology annotation, molecular function: RNA polymerase II cis-regulatory region sequence-specific DNA binding; DNA-binding transcription factor activity, RNA polymerase II-specific; protein dimerization activity. NCBI's taxonomy places the organism in Eukaryota, Metazoa, Arthropoda, Insecta, Diptera, Drosophilidae. The record is from RefSeq and is a predicted model, not a curated record. Gene Ontology annotation, biological process: regulation of transcription by RNA polymerase II. The coding region runs from base 844 to 3276 and encodes 810 amino acids.